AAUCUGGAACCCUCGCGCCGCCUCCGCACAAACCAGAGCGAGUGGAUCAGUGGAGAAGACAACCUCGUGCACACCGGGCUGCCCGCACUCACCGGAGAUCCUUCUCAUGGACGCUGCGGGCAUGUAAUUCUUGCUGGAUGCAGUUGACAGAUUCCAAGUGAGAGAGGAAUUCGCUGACAACCUAGAGCAGCCGGAUCCCGUUCCAGUUCAUUACCUGCUGGAGAGAGAAAGUCAGAUAGGAUAUGUGGGUGGAGCAGAUUCAGAUGGUGAGUCUGCUCUGGCUGAAAAAAUUGGGGGAGAUGUAGAUGGUGUUGCGGCAGUAGGAUCUCGCCGGAAAAAUGUUGUCUCACCUACGAGGUCGGCGCAGUCGACGGACAGGGUGAACCCAGAGGCACCUAGAUGGACAAAACGGCUUAGUCUUGGCAGUGCGCCGCCGAACAGGGUAGCAUGCCCAUCCCGGAUGAGUGCCCUGGAGCUUUCGAUGCGCAAGUAUCCUGAGCAGCCUGACAAAAGUGUUGUUCGACCAAAGCUAGGCCUUAGCUUCGACUCUUUAGGCGAGGCAUAUGACUUCUACAAUCUAUACUCGUGGGAGAUAGGGUUUGGAAUAAGAUAUGGGAGGAGCCGCCUAAAUGCUGAAAGAACAAAGUGCAUGCAGGAAAUUGUGUGUGGCUGCUCGGGAAACCAGAGGCUGAGAACAGCAGUUCAUGUAGAUGUGAAUGCCCAGCGCUGAUCAGGCUUCUUCGUGCAUCAGAUAACAACUGGUACAUUACUGAACACCGCGAGAGCCACAACCACUUGAUGUCACUAACAAUGGGACAGAAGGUGCACUGGCCAUCGCAUAAACACAUAGAUGUGUACAUAAAGGACUUGAUAAGGCAGCUUAGGGAAAAUAAUGUGAAUCUGGGAAAGGUCUACAGUAUAAUUGGAAGCUUCUUCGGCUCGGUUGAAAAGGUGCCCUUCACGAAAAGGACUCUUAGGAAUAUCUGUGGGAAAAUUAGCCGCGAGCAGGCCGAUGAUGAUGUGUGGAAGACAUUGGAAGCGUUUGCAGACAUCCGUACAAGUGACCCUGGGUUCACAUAUGUGGUGCUAGCAGACAAAUCCAGCAAGGUGAAAAAUUUGAUGUGGGCUAAUGGGAGCAGCCGAAUGCAGUACAAGUUCUUUGGCGAUGUGGUGACAUCUGACACGACAUACAAGACGAACCUGUACGACAUGCCAUUUGGUAUUUUUGUUGGAGUUAACAAUCAUUACCAAAGUAUAAUAUUUGCAGGGGUCUUAAUGCGAGAUGAGCAAGAAGAUAGCUUCGAGUGGGUAUUUGCUGAAUUUGUACGUCUGAUGGGUGGACCGGCACCACGAACCAUAUUGACGGACCAGUGCAGAGCCAUGGAAUUAGUGAUAAGUAAGGCGUAUCCAGGGACAGUACACAGGUGGUGCAAAUGGCAUCUCCUAAAGAAGGUGAAAGAAACAUUGGGGCCACUUUACACGAAGAAGAGUGAUUUCCAAGUAGAAUUCCACAAGGUUGUCAACCACAUGUUGACUGAAGAAGAGUUUGAAGCCGCUUGGAGCCAGCUGCUGGAUAAGUACAACCUGAGGAGUCAUGCAUACAUGACUCAGAUAUAUGAAACUAGGAGAAAAUGGGCGAAGCCUUACUUCAGGGGCGUGUUUUGUGCAAAGAUGACGAGCACGCAACGGAGUGAGAGCGCAAACCACCUACUGAAAACUUAUAUGCCGCCAGCAAGCCCGAUGCAUGUUUUUGUGAGGCAGUACACGAGGUUGCAGUUUGACCGUGAAGGAGACGAGAGCUACGAAGAGAAGCGGACCAUGAUUGGAGGUGCUGUGAGACGAACAAACCUAGCCAUAGAACGUCACGCAAGCAAGAUAUACACCAGGAGUAUGUUUGAGGAAUUUGGACGCCUCCUAGUGGAAGGAACAACAUACAAUGUAACUGAAGUUGAAAAGCUACGGAAAUACAGGACCACCCACAACAAUGCAGAAAAAAGGGAGAAGUGGAGCAGAGUUGAGUAUGAGGUUACAAUAAAUGAAGAAAAAUCUAUAUUUACAUGUGAAUGUGGCCAGUUCGAGCACACAGGGAUGCUAUGUUGCCACACAUUGAGGGUGAUGGAGAUCCUGCAUCUUGAUGAGAUACCGAAGCACCACAUUGUUAAGCGAUGGACAAGAGACGCAAGGGAUAUAUUGCCAGAGCAUUUGGUCCAGUACCAAAAGGACAACUCAGUGAACUUAUCAUUCACAUGUAGGCAUGCAACACUGUACUUGAGAGCCAUGGAGGUCGUCCGGAUGGGUGAUGCAAGUGCUGCAUGUUAUGAGCAUAUGCAUGCAGGGCUUGGAGCUCUCCUGGUGAGUGGGGCACCGUUGGCCGCGAGUAGGGAUGGUCUGGCAUUUGAGGAUAGAUCGGUCGAAAGAGCUGAAGCAAGGAGCAAUGGGAAUGUGCAGAAUGCAACUGAUAUGGGUUUUUCACAGCAGUGUCACAGUGCUGGGCACUCUGGCAGUGUCAAUGGCCUCCACGGCCUCGAAGCCCAGAGAAGCAAAGAGGCGCAGGUAGGCCGACGAACAGCAGAGACAAAGCCCCAUACGAAGGUUUAAGCAAACGAAACAGGUUUUGCAGUAUUUGUCGGCGUGAAGGGCACAAAAGGACGACAUGUCCGGAGAGGGGGGACGCACCGAAGAAGCCGAGGAAGCCAGCAAAAUGCAAGAACUGUGGAAUAGAACGUCAUCGACGAAACAUGUGCAAGUGGCCACUCGGAUUAGCAGAGCAGUGACACUCCCAAUAUGAAGCAGGGGAAUCCCCGCUGUGGUAUGAAACAUCAUUUCUACAGGGUUUUGAGCCAGGCUUGGGGUUGGGUUGGGGGCUCUGGUGCAUUUGUUUGAAAUGAUGUAAUCUGAGGGCCUGAGAAACCAUGUAAAAUGAAAACCUGUGGUCAAAUUAGUUCAGUGCGUGGGCACGCUGAUAAACAGAUGUACGAAACAUGCACUCUGGUUUUCCCACUUUACAGUAUCUUGUUUGUAUUUGAA
This is a messenger RNA of Triticum dicoccoides, 3027 nucleotides long. Its product is annotated as protein FAR1-RELATED SEQUENCE 5-like. The record is from RefSeq and is a predicted model, not a curated record. NCBI's taxonomy places the organism in Eukaryota, Viridiplantae, Streptophyta, Magnoliopsida, Poales, Poaceae. Gene Ontology annotation, molecular function: zinc ion binding. The coding region runs from base 799 to 2598 and encodes 599 amino acids. The transcript is spliced from 7 exons. Gene Ontology annotation, biological process: regulation of DNA-templated transcription.